Messenger RNA from Pyricularia oryzae 70-15, 276 nucleotides. RefSeq lists its product as uncharacterized. Lineage: Eukaryota; Fungi; Ascomycota; Sordariomycetes; Magnaporthales; Pyriculariaceae. The record is from RefSeq and is a predicted model, not a curated record. The coding region runs from base 1 to 276 and encodes 91 amino acids. The transcript is spliced from 3 exons.
AUGAAGAGCCGUCAACUGCCGUCAGACGAAUCCUCCGUGCGCCUGAAGGCACGGGGUCGCGUCAGUGAACAAACCUUUUUCAAGACGAGGGCGGGACUUGAGGUUUACGUCAAGCCGACCGAGGUCGGGUUGGAAUUACCUCAGCAGCAAGCUUUUCCAAACCCCACAAUCCAUCUAGCUCAAUUGCCUAAAAUGGACAUUCUGGACGGCGUGGGAGCCAACAUCGCUAAGCUAUUGUACUCGGGAAAUUUAUUGACCUCGGGUCGUCGGCUCUGA